This is a messenger RNA of Scheffersomyces stipitis CBS 6054, 1500 nucleotides long. It is a transcript of the gene GDH3, whose product is annotated as glutamate dehydrogenase (NADP(+)). The record is from RefSeq and is a predicted model, not a curated record. NCBI's taxonomy places the organism in Eukaryota, Fungi, Ascomycota, Pichiomycetes, Serinales, Debaryomycetaceae. Gene Ontology annotation, cellular component: cytosol. Bases 1 to 1368 code for a protein of 455 amino acids. Gene Ontology annotation, molecular function: L-glutamate dehydrogenase (NADP+) activity. The transcript has a single exon.
AUGGUCUUGCCACACGAACCUGAAUUCCAACAAGCUUACAACGAAUUAGUCCACGCUCUUGAAGACUCUACCUUGUUCACCGAACAACCAAAGUACAAGAAGGUUAUCCCUGUUGUCUCUGUCCCAGAAAGACUCAUCCAAUUCAGAGUCUCUUGGGAAAACGACAAGGGUGAGAUCGAAGUCAACAAUGGUUUUAGAGUUCAAUUCAACUCCGCCUUGGGUCCAUACAAAGGUGGAUUGAGAUUCCAUCCAUCCGUCAAUUUGUCGAUCUUGAAGUUCUUGGGUUUCGAACAAAUUUUCAAAAAUGCUUUGACCGGCUUGUCCAUGGGUGGUGGUAAAGGUGGUUGUGACUUCAACCCUAAGGGUAGGUCCGAUGCUGAAAUCAGAAGAUUCUGUGUAGCCUUCAUGAGACAAUUGGCCAGAUACAUCGGUUCUGAUACUGAUGUUCCAGCUGGUGACAUUGGUGUUGGUGGCCGUGAAAUUGGUUUCCUCUUUGGUGCCUACAAACAAAUGCAAAACAACUGGACUGGUAUCUUGACCGGUAAGGGUUUGACCUGGGGUGGUUCCUUGAUUCGUCCAGAAGCCACGGGUUAUGGUGUUGUCUACUACGUCGAAAAGAUGAUCGAAAAGGCCACUCAAGGUAAAGAAUCCUUCAAGGGUAAGAGAGUUGCUAUUUCUGGUUCUGGUAAUGUCGCACAAUACGCUGCUCUCAAGGUCAUUGAAUUGGGUGGUACAGUUGUUUCCUUAUCUGAUUCUAAGGGCUCCAUCAUUUCCCAAACCGGUAUCACGCAAGAACAAAUCGCUGCCAUUGGUGCCGCCAAGUUGAAGUUCAAGUCUUUAGAAGAAAUCAUCGUGGACUCUGCUUCUGCUUUCUCCGGCUCCAACUCCGUUGAGUACUUGGCUGGUGUGAGACCAUGGGCCAAGGUUGGCCAGGUCGACAUUGCUUUGCCCUCUGCCACUCAGAAUGAAGUCUCUGGUGAAGAAGCUCAAGCUUUGAUCGAGGCUGGUGUCAAAUAUGUCGCUGAAGGUUCAAACAUGGGUUCCACCAAGGAAGCCAUUGACAUCUUCGAAGCCAACAGAAACAACAACGUCUGGUACGCUCCAGGUAAGGCUGCUAACUGUGGUGGUGUUGCCGUCUCUGGUUUGGAAAUGGCCCAAAACUCACAAAGAGUCCAAUGGACUGCUGAAGAAGUUGACGCAAAGUUGAAGAACAUCAUGUACACUUGUUUCGAAAACUGUUAUGAAACUGCUGUUAAGUACUCUGCUGAAAAGAACGCUGCUGGCUUGCCAUCCUUAUUGAAGGGUGCCAACAUUGCUGGUUUCAUCAAGGUUGCCGACGCCAUGUUCGACCAAGGUGACGUUUUCUAAAUGUCCCCUAGUGACAAUAGAGAUAAGUAUAGUUCCAAAAGACUCGCAUUAUUGUUUUCAAUUCUCUAGAUUAUGUUAAAGUAUUAAGUUUAAAGGUUAGGUAUAUACAAGUUGAUAUACAGUUGUAAUAAG